Molecule: messenger RNA, 8036 nt
Organism: Mizuhopecten yessoensis (Yesso scallop)
Lineage: Eukaryota; Metazoa; Mollusca; Bivalvia; Pectinida; Pectinidae
Product: cilia- and flagella-associated protein 44-like
Exons: 35
Coding region: 7-7257 (2416 amino acids)
Molecular function (GO): protein binding
Source: RefSeq, a predicted model, not a curated record
UCCAAGAUGGAGGGUGACGGUGAGAAACCACCUUCUCCGAAGCCGGAAAAUCCAGGAUCCCUCAACUCUCCAGCAUCAGGCUCAGGCAAUGAGGGUCGUAAGUCACGGAAUUUAAAAGAGGCCACCUCACAUUUAAAAGAGGAGGCUCUUCGUAGAUACAGGCUGCGCCAAGAGGCAAUGGCAUCGUCAGACUCUGGGGGAGAGGGGACUCCCCUUCCACCAGGAACUCAGAUACCUAAACCUCCAGAAGGUGAAAAACCAGCAAGCAGAAGGAGUAGUCCUAGACAGAGAACUACUCAGUCUGGUGAGGUAUCAGAAAUACAAAAAACUGAUACAGUGGCUGUAAUGAUUGAGGAGAAGAGUGACGUGUCUAUUGAAGAGAAGAUGGUACUGGAUACUGAACAUGUUGUAGAAAAUUCGGUUGAUCUUCAGGAAUGGGAUAGUGCAUCUAAUACGCCUGUACUGGAGAUUGAACGGAGCAGUCUGAGCAGGGAGAGGGUGCCGCAGACACGAGUCGUAACCUCGACCUCCGUCGAUAUCGACACCAUCAGUAGGCAGAUCAUCACCACUGAAGCAGACGUGGAGACGAUUGAAAAACAAAUCAUCACCACCGGCGACGUUUCUGGACUGGCAGAGACGGAGAUCCUAAAUAUGGUGGAAAUGAUGGAGAAGAGCCCGGGAGAAAGAUCAGAAAAGAAGGUAACCAUCACUGAAGAAGUAAUAGUUGAUACGGUAAGAGAUGACAAAACUCCGGAAGUGCAAGAGAGCAGGGUUCAGCAGAGUUUAGGAGUGGUCCAGAUGACGGCCCAGGAAAUGUCUCGGGAGCCGACUCUCGAUGAGAACCUGGACAUGGUCGCCCCAUCAACAGACGAAGUCGUGUCACCAAAGGUUUCUCGUGAAGCAACGUUGGUUGAGGAGGACAUUGUUCCCACACAUUUAGGAACACAAGAAGUUGCUGUUAAGGCGGGACAAUCGGGAGAAGCAACAGGUGGAGAACCAACAUCGGAACCACCUCUGGUAGAGAAUAAGGCUCCGGAGCAGGAAGCGGAAAAGGCUCCGGAGCAGGAAGCGGAAAAGGCUCCUGAACAGGAAGCGGAAAAGGCUCCAGAACAGGAAGCGGGAAAGGCUCCGGAACAAGAAGCAGAAAAGGCUCCGGAUCAGGAAGCGGAAAAGGCUCCGGAGCAGGAAGCGGAAAAGGCUCCAGAACAGGAAGCGGCAAAGGCUCCGGAACAAGAAGCAGAAAAAGCUCCAGAACAGGCAGAAGAGAAACCAACAACAGAAGAAAAACCGCAAGAACAAGCAGAAACAACCCCUGGACAAACAGAGGAGUCGCCUAAAACAGGAGAGGAAGCACCAAAACAAACAACAGAAGAAAAGGUUGAGGAAAAUGUUAAAGUAGCUGAAAAGACAGAAGGAGAAGAAGGAACAGAAAAGACCCCAGGUGAGACUGAAAAGGCACCAGAAGGUGACAAGCUAUCAGAGGGAGAAACUGCUCCUGAACAAGUGCAGGAAGGAGAAAAGGCCCCAGAACAGGCACAACAAGGAGAAAAGGCCCCUGAACCGGCACAAGAAGGAGAAAAGCCCUCUGAGCAGGCAAAGGAAGGAGAAAAGGCCCCUGAACAAGCACAGGAAGGAGAAAAGGCCCCUGAACAAGGACAAGAAAGUGAAAAGGCCCCUGAACAAUCACAGGAAGGUGAAAAGGUCCCUGAACAAGCUCAAGAAGGUGAAAAGGCCCCUGAACAAGCACAGGAAGGAGAAAAGGCCCCUGAACAAGCACAGGAAGGAGAAAAAGCUCCAGAACAAGCACAGGAAGGAGAAAAAGCUCCAGAAGAUGGUAGUGGUGACAAACCUGUUGAGGGGGAGAAGGCUCCUGAACAAACACAGGAUGCUGAACAGCAAGAGUCAGUUGUGAUGGACAAACCAGGCGAUGAAACUAACAAUGCUGCUGAGAGUGAGGGCAAAGAGGAAGCGCAGGUAGAGGUGAACGAAGAAGCAGCAGAGGAGAACAAAGAGACAGAAGAAAAGGAGAAAGGCAUCCCUGCUGACUUCUUCUACGACCUUGACAAAAUGACAUCUAAGCCUGUGAUGACAGAAGAUUGCGGGCUCCCAGAGGACAUGUUGUCACUCCAAUAUUCUUUUGGCUACGACUGUACAAAGAGGGCCAAUCUCCACUUACUUGAUGAGAAAACGGUGAUAUUUGCUGCCGGAAACCUUGUUCAGCUGGUAGACCUGCAGACUCGCGAACACAAAUAUCUGCGAAGUACAAGUGGAGGGGGAAUAGGUGCCCUCACGGUCCACCCGAGCAAGAAGUUCUUUGCAGUGGCUGAGAAAGGACAGUCCCCGAACAUCAACAUAUUUGAGUACCCAUCCCUCAAGUUACACCGCAUCCUGAGGGGAGGAACAGAAAAAUCCUACUCCUACGUCGACUUCAGCUCUGACGGUGAGCUGCUAGCCUCUCAGGGAGGUAACCCCGACUUCAUGUUGACCGUUUGGCGGUGGCGAGAGGAGAUGACCGUCCUUCGGUCAAAGGCUUUCUCUCAGGACGUCUUCCGCGCAACCUUCUCCACAGAGCUGGAAGGUCAACUGACCACUGCCGGAACAACCCAUAUAAGGUUUUGGAAAAUGGCCGACACCUUCACUGGUUUGAAACUUCAGGGAGCUCUUGGUAAAUUUGGCAAGACAGAAAUCUCCGAUGUGGAGGGAUAUGUGGAGCUUCCGGACGGAAAAGUACUUUCUGGAUGUGAAUGGGGGAACAUGUUGCUGUGGGAAGGAGGUCUCAUCAAGGUGGAGAUUUCCUGUAAAGGGAGGAAACCCUGUCACGUCGGCAACAUCAUGCAGAUCCUGCUGGACGAGGGAGAACUGAUGACUGUGGGAGAGGAUGGUUUUAUCAAGGUGUGGGACUUUGAGAGUGUUGACACGGCCGACACAACAGAUGACACAGGGAUGUUUGAGAUGGAGCCGAUGAAUGAGCUCCGCGUCGGUGAGGGUGUCAAAUUACAGUCCAUCUGUAAAUCGUUUGAUGCUGAGACAGAGAUGACCUUCUGGUUCGCACAGGAUGCUAACGGUGGUAUAUGGAAGCUGGACCUGUCCUUCUCUCAUACCUCCCUGGCCCCGGAGAAGAUGUUUACCUAUCACGCCGGCGCCAUUCUCGGAUGUGAUACGUCACCGAUCAGUCACAUUGUGGCCACCACAGGCCAUGACCACACUGUCCGGGUAUUUGACUACCUACAGAGGAAACAACUGUGUGAGACCAAGUUCUCUGCUGGAGGAUCUGCCCUACUUUGGGCCCCAGAAGUGGUCGACCCAAAAGGAGCUACAAUUCUGGUCGGGUUUAGUGACGGUGUGGUGAGGGUGUUCAACAUCAGCCAGCUAACUGAUGAACUGACGAGGAAACACAAGAACGACUGUGAUCUGGUCCUACAACAGGCGUUCAAACCUCACUCGUCGUCCGUCAACAGCUUGGCCGUAAACAAGUCUGGCGACAUCCUUGCCACUGCGGGUGAGGAUGGUACAAUUUUCUUCCUGACGGUGGGAACAACCUACAACCCUAUUGGUUUUGUCACUAUGCCUGCUGCUGUCAAAAAGAUCCAGUGGUCUCCAGAAACUAAGAGCGUAAAGAAGGAGACACUACUGGUGUUCUGUGACAAAGGAAUCGUCGUCGAGAUUGACAGUCCAGGGGACAGCAACUUCGACACGUCGCAUACAUUCAAAAUAACUGGACUUCCGACCCGCCAGUUCACCUUCAAGAGUGUCAAGUCCGCACUCAGGCAUGAGGAAGACAUGGAAAGGAAGAAAAAGGAGGAAGAAGAGAGAAAGAAGAAAGAAGCCGAAGAAAGGAGAAAGCGAAUAGAGAGAGGAUUGGAGACAGAGUCAGAGCAAGGAGAUGAAGAAGAAGAAAAGAAGGAGUCGGAAGAGGACUGGACGCCCUACAUCCCAUCGGAGCCGAGCCCCAUCCUCGAGGGUUUCUAUACAGAGGACGGAAACUUCUGGCUCUCUAUGGGAGACUUUGAUUCUGGUUACCUGUACCAGUGUAAGUUUUUGAGCCCUGAUGAGAAGGCUGGCCUGCCGGAGGAACUGGUCGACCAGCCCAUAAAGUCAGUCCCAGUUGUGGACUCCGAGGACGUACCCAUUAACAUCAUCAAGUUCAGUUCUAACGGUCGUCAAGUGUUGAUGGGUAUGAGUGACGGGGCGGUGAGGAUCUACAACCUGGAGACGCCGUACGACAUGUCAACCAUGGGGCCGUUCUGGACGCUGACCAUGCACGACAACAACUACGGACACGUGACGGGGCUGAAGAGUAGCUACGACAACACCAUGCUGCUGACCGUGGGCGGGGAUAGUAACUUCUUCCUCUACAACUACAUGGGCCAGGAGGAGAUCGACCAGAAAACGGCCGAAAAUAAGGCCAAGAUUCCCUCAGCGAGAAAACGUGGAGAUGAAAUUAUAGAUGAUAUUGAUGACCCCAACGCCUACAGUAUUGAGGAUGCCAAACAGAAGUCGGAGCAUGAUAAGAUGAUGAAACAUGCUGAGGAGAAGAAGAGGGAUGUACGACAGAGGAUUGCUCACCUCCGGCGACAGUUCAAGACUCUGUUGGAGCAGAAUGAGAACCUACCCAACCAUCUCCAACUAAAGAAGGACGAAUUUGAGAUGGACAGAGAAAUUAAAUAUGAACUCCAAAGACAGAAAUCGGAGAGGAUGGAUAUUGUGAGGAGAGAAAGAGCCUGGGAGUCGGAGAAACACCGCAUAGCUCUGGAAAAACUCCGCAAAAGGUUUAAGGAUGUAGUAGAGUGUGAGAGGAUAGUGGUGAAGGCGUUUAACACCAGCCACGAAAUAGCAAGCUUCCGCGCGGCCAAACUCUCCGACGACUUCUACACACUGAAGGCGGACUUUGAGCGACGGAGGACACAAACCAUGAUGAGGGAUGACCUCACUCGGGAUCCGACCCGUGACCUCAUGACAGGUCAGACACGCCACACGGACCUGGCUGGUGAAGGAGAAAAGAAGGACGACCAAUCAGGGCUCAAAGUCACGACCACCUUGAAGGGCAGCAUGGGCGAGCGUAUCUCCAAGGCUCUAUAUAAAGUGGAGGAGAAGAAGAAGAAGCGCGCCGCCAGGAAGGCUCAGUGGUCUGAUCUGUACAACACCAAGCCAGAUGACGACUACGAGGAUCCUGCCGACGUCUCGGCCAUUAAGGAGGCCAAGGACAACAUGGGUGACUACAAGCUGAAGACUGCGCAGGAUUACGUCGUCCCCGACCACCUGAGGAUGAACGUGGAGAAGGCACGAGGACGUCUCCUUAUCCUCAAGGACAUUAUCCAUGAGCAAAAGUACCACUUCAACCUGCGCCUGCUGAGCCUACGCGACAAGAAGCUCCACGUUAUAGAGGAGAUUAAAGAGCUGAUUGUAAAGUUGGAGGAUAUCCAGACACACUUACCCCCGGAGAAGUGUAAAUCUAUUCCUCCAGUCCCUCGUAUGUACCCCGUGGAGACACCCGAAAAGAAACUGGAGUACACAAGAGAAACACUGGUAGCCUUUAAGAAAGAGAAGGACGAGGCUGCAGCAGCCAAAAAAGGAGGAGGGGCCGGAGGAUUCGGGGGUUUUGGAGGAGGAUCUGACGACAAGAAGGGAGGUAGACCAUCCCCAACUCCGGGUCAGAAACACGCCGCCUCGUCCAGUGACGUGAGCAAGGGCAAGUCCAGCGAGGAUGUCACAGAGGGUGAACCAGAGUUAUCUCCCCUGGAACAGCAAAUGAUGGUGGCUGAGGAAAUCAUGAUGCUGUAUAACCAAGACUACCUGCUGAAGAAGAUUGAUGAGCUCCUCAGCGACUUUGAUGCGGAGCUCCGACUUCUCCGACACGACAAGUUCAGACUUGACAUUGUGAUGAAGAAUGCUGAUCUUAGACAAGUGACCCUAUUUGAGGAGUUUGUGUUGCUGAAGGAGUUUGAGAAGAGAGAGGAUGUGCUGGCGGCCAAGGUCACAGGAAAACAACAGGAGAAACUGGACAUGCAGCUUAAGAUCAUUGAUGUACAAGGCAAGCUGGAGGCAAAGAAGAAGGAGAUAGAAAAACUGCUGGAGAAAGAACGUUCACUCAACAUCACCUUCCAUGGAUCGCUCGGCGACAACAACAAAUUCUCUGACUACCUCUCUAAAGUCUUCAAGAAAAAAAUCAAGCGUGCCAAAAAGAAGACAACAGACGAAGGAUCGGACGAUGACAGUGAUGAAGACUCGAGCGAUGACGAUGAUUGGGAUGAGGACGAGGAUGACGAGGACGAGGAUGCUCUAGGAUACGACCUUGACAUCUGUCCGUCCGGCUGUGACCAGAACCUCUACGACAACACCUGUCAGAUGCGUGAGAAGCGUUUAGACAUUGAGGAGGCGUUGACUGAGGAGAAGAAGAACAACGAGGCCCUGAAGAAGGAGCUCGACAGCUUCAACAGGAAGGCCAAGGUCAUCGAUGCUGGACUCAAAACGGCAGCCAAUGACUUGGAGGCAUUCCAGCUUGAGAAGCAGCAGAAACUAAACGAGUUGGAUGUGAUUGUGACGCUGAAGCUGCACCAGAUCCAGUACAUGUUGAACGGCCAGCUCCCUCAGGACCUGUCUCAGACCCUUGUGUUUGAGUCCAACGGUGUCGUAAGGCUACAGCAACGCAUCAAGGAACUGGAGCACGAAAAACAUGCUCAGAAGAAACAUAUGAGAGAGUCGAAGCGGAAACACGUUCAGCUCAUCAAGGACCGUAAAGUGUUUGACAGUAAGAUCGGGGAGAUGGAGUCGGAAUGUGACAAACUGAUGGUAGAUAAGUUUGGCUGUAUCGUGGACCUGGAGAAGUUAGAGACGAUAACGGUGAACCGACAGAUAGAGGAGCUCAAGGAGAAGCUACGAAUCACGGAGAUACAGUGUUCCGAGGAGAUAGAGGAAUGGAAUGAGAAGAUCGUUGAAAGGAAGGACAGAAUCACGCACCUGAUCCGAGACAACACCCGGAGAUUAGACCAAUUAUGUGUUUUACUGAAUGAUAAAAAAGAGUACGAGUCGUCACUGGAUGUCAGACAGGAGAGCUCGGGUGAAGAGUACAGUGGAGCACGGAAGGCAGACAUUCGUGAGAAACAACGUCUGAUACAACUCGUCCAGCUGCAGGCUCAGGAAAUAGAUGCUCUCAAGGAAGAGAUUAUGUUGCUGUCGAGGAAAGGCGGACACAUUCUACCUCCCGCCCAACCCCCGCUACCGCAAACUCCACAGAACGUGCGAACUAUCAGUAACUAGGCCUAGUAUCAUUGACAAUGUGGUUAUGCCCGGUAUGUGGAUGUGAUAUAAAAAAACAAUUUACGAAGGAACAUUCUGUUCUACAAAAAAAUGAAAUGGAUGCAUAACCGUUUUUAUACCAUUUGUUACACAUUCAGUAGGUUGUAAAGGAAAAAAUCUAAUUUAUGAACAAAAUGUUCAGAUCAGAAGCAAAGUUUUGUUAAAAACUUUUGAGUUUACUACAAAAUAAGUUUCUACUUAAAAAGAAAAACCCUUCCAAAAAAAAUCAAAACUGAAAUUCAGUUACUCAUAUUUUCCUAAACAUUAUCUGUACAACUUCACUCCAUAUGGAGACUUAAACAGAAUUACUAUGAACACAUAUAGACUCUGUCCCUAUUUCUGCUUUGAUAUCAAAUCCGUCCAUUUUAGUGUUUAUAAUUUAUAUCUUUGAUCAGACACAAGUACUUCUGUAUAUUUCAUAAAUAUUUUUGUUGAAAUAUUACUCAAAUUUAUAUUUUAACAAAGAAUUAGCCUCCACAGAAUACAGAUUUUACUGACCUAGAAAAUGUCAUUCAACUCAUUUCAUGUAUAAAAGACAAUAUCUAUAUGAUAAUGCAUACUAUAUGGAAAACGAAAGUUAAUUUGCUUUUAGCAUUCCAACCUGACUGUGAUAUAGAUAUGUACUGUUGAUACCACAUAUAUCUCUUUGAUGUAUAUGAUGUCAAUCACCUGCAGUUUAUUUAUGAUAUACAUUGUACUUAUGAUUGUGCUUAAUUAUGUAAAAUAAAUGAAACAAUAAA